GUACACAUAAUUUACAGUGCAACCACGGUAGGUUGAGCCGACUGAGGUCCAUAGAAAUUUGACAGCUUCACAGGUGAAACAACCGUUCAGAGGCUGUUUCACUUUACAUAUCAGGUUUUUCCCCGGAGCACUAUUCACUGUGAGCCUGGGGUUGCUACAGUCAAAAAACAACCAUUCGAAGUCAACCCAUUCCGGCAGCAUGAGCAAAAAGAAAAAGGACUGGAAGACUGAGAAAGAGAGACUUCUGCGUCUUGAUCGGGAGGAGAGACGCAAGGAGUAUCGACGUCAAGAUUUUGUAUCUUUGGACAAGAUCUCAACCUGGGGAGAGGAAAAUAGACCCAAUGACAAAGAGGAAGGGGAUGAGCUGACAGGCGGAGGAGGGCUGAGUGAUAAAGUAUCUCUCUACAAAGGAGAUAUUACGGUCUUGGAGGUGGAUGCCAUUGUCAAUGCCGCAAACUCCAGUCUUCUGGGAGGAGGGGGAGUGGAUGGCUGUAUACACAAAGCAGCGGGGUCCUGUCUGUAUGAUGAGUGCCACUCACUAAAUUGCUGUGAAACCGGCAAUGCCAAGAUCACCUGCGGCUAUGAUCUUCCUGCUAAAUAUGUGAUCCACACCGUGGGCCCGGUGGCCAGAGGUCAUGUGGGCCCUACCGAGACCAAUGACCUCACCUCCUGCUACCAGAACUCCCUCAGGCUGAUGAAGGAGCACGACUUGAGCACUGUGGCCUUCCCAUGUAUAUCCACAGGCAUCUAUGGCUUUCCAAAUGAGCCUGCAGCUGGCAUUGCUCUGAACACCGUAAAGAGCUGGAUCGAAGAGAAUCCGGAUAAGAUCACUCGGGUCAUUUUCUGUGUCUUCCUCGAAAACGACUAUGCCAUCUACAAGAAGAAAAUGUCUGACAUUUUUCCAGACAAUGACAUGGAGGUUACAGAGGAGCAGCUGAAGGGAGAUGACACACCUCCACCUACGAAAUCCACAACCGAGGAAGAAAGUGAAGACAGUAACAGACGUAAAGAGGAAAUAGGUGAUGAAGAUAAGGGUGACGAUGCUGCUGUUGGAAAUGAAGACGUGGAUAUGGCCAGUCAAAAUCCAGAUGUAAAUUCAGGAAACGAGGGGCCAAGUCAAGAAAAGGAUAAAGAUGAAAAUGAACACCAAGACAAAGAUGAAGAUAUAGGCGUUGACAACGAGGAAGAGAAAGAUGAAGACAAAGGCAUCGACAACGAGAAAGAGAAAGAUGAAGACAAAGCAAAGGAAGAGCAGCCUGCCGCGAAUGCUGAAGAUCACGACACGGCAAAGUCCACUGUGGAGAUGGAAGAGGUCUCUGAGAUCAGCAACACUGGCACCAGCAAUGGAGAGGAGAUGAAAGAUGAGAGAAAGAUCUCAGAAGAACCUGAUUCUAUUCUAACUGACAGCAUUCAGUCCAAAGACACUGUUGAGAAGAAAGAAUGACCAGCUGAGGGAAGGACAAUCAACUUCAUCUCACAGCCAGCAAAACUGUGCGAAGGCCAACACACUGGUGUCAGACUGGCCCGUGUCAAAGGGCUCUGACACUGGCCCAGUACAACCAGUUACUCACAAGAUGCUCGCAUCCCCACCUUUAUUUAGCCUAUUCCCUCUUUGUUAAGAAACUACUCAUCCCUGAAGUAUGUACUAUAUGUAUGUAUGUGCAAAACCUUUCUAUAUGACAUAUCAACCACAAUGAGAUGAGCCAUACCAGACAUAUAUUUUGCCAGCAGGGUGCGAUGAGAUAAACCAGGUUCAAGUCUCUUAAUUAAUUUGAUGUAUGCCCACUGUGAGAGCAUGGUAAUGCUGUCAGUCAAUCAACCAUCCUUCUGUUCUGACAAAGCCACAGUCAUGAUGACAUUUAACAGUGGAAUUACCUGACAACAGCCUGACACCUGCCAUGUCUCCUCACACACUACUGCAGCUCCAUUGUUUAGUCAAAUCAGUGGAUAUACCCUUGAUUCAGACCACGGUCUGUAAGGCGGUGUGCCACUCCCCGGCCUUUUCCCUAUGAACAUCACUGAUCACGUCUGACCUCUGUCCCUGCAGCUUGACUCAUUUGAACCAAGAAACUGUUCAUCAAGGCCCACGUACACUAAAGAGGAUAUGAGUGUCUUUUAACAAAUCAAUUUGUUCUUGUCCCCUUUUUUCUUUGCCGUUUUAAAAUGCAUGCCAGAUAAUUGCUUUGAACUUCAUCAACAUGAACAUGAAUUACAGUCCUCUUCGCUUUCGCUUGUCUCCUUACCAGAUUGUCUAUAACUAUAUUGAAGGAAUCUGCCUUAUUUCAUAUCAAACUACAAAAUCACAAUCACAAGGAGGUGGUCCAAGUAGGAAUUCUUGGUUUUGAUUGCUUGCAGAUGAUUUGUAAUUCUGAGUACAACAUGUAAUGGCUGUUGCCUAAUGCCUGUUGUCAAUGGUUUCAUUUGAUUUUAAAACAUGGUUUUGGUUUCUAUUAAAUGUUGUGAUUUAUGAUUUUUUUUUUCAUUGGUGCCAUACUAAAGAUCAGAUUAAUUACAGUUAUAUGAAAGGAUGCCUUCAUACUUUGAUGUUUGCUUUGCUAAACUAUAACAACUAAUAAAAUGUAAAGGUGGAAGCCAUGUCUCA
Molecule: messenger RNA, 2602 nt
Organism: Cyclopterus lumpus (lumpfish)
Lineage: Eukaryota; Metazoa; Chordata; Actinopteri; Perciformes; Cyclopteridae
Gene: macrod2
Product: mono-ADP ribosylhydrolase 2
Exons: 18
Coding region: 200-1444 (414 amino acids)
Biological process (GO): purine nucleoside metabolic process; DNA damage response; peptidyl-glutamate ADP-deribosylation
Cellular component (GO): nucleoplasm
Molecular function (GO): ADP-ribosylglutamate-[protein] hydrolase activity
Source: RefSeq, a predicted model, not a curated record